This is a messenger RNA of Cyphellophora europaea CBS 101466, 2853 nucleotides long. RefSeq lists its product as uncharacterized. The coding region runs from base 1 to 2853 and encodes 950 amino acids. Gene Ontology annotation, biological process: circadian rhythm; regulation of DNA-templated transcription. The transcript is spliced from 2 exons. The record is from RefSeq and is a predicted model, not a curated record. Gene Ontology annotation, cellular component: nucleus; cytoplasm. Lineage: Eukaryota; Fungi; Ascomycota; Eurotiomycetes; Chaetothyriales; Cyphellophoraceae.
AUGAGUUCGAAAGACGCUUCGGCAAAGUAUCGUGAUCAGAACGGUCCUCGCUCAAGAAAGCCAGUCUCUAGACGGACUCCUCCUGCCGAGUCCAAGUCGCUUCCUGCCCACAUCAAGAAAGAGCUGGCACGAGCGAAUAUACCAUCUGCGCAGGCGCAAGAUCCCUCCAAGCAGAAGGCGUCGCAAAUAUACAAGCAAGAUACUCAAGAUUCCAACGGCAGCGACGAGAGUGCUGCGAAAUGGUUCGACAAGGCCAACGAGCGUGGACCACAAGGACAACGCGAAUCCCCUUCCAACAAUGAACCACCCUUUUUUCUUGGCAAUCAGAAGAAUUAUUUCCCUAAUAACUUCGUCUCAUCGGGUAGUGACGAUGAGCUUUUUGGCGUCGAGCAUCUGGACAACAGUGAGAAUGAAGACUUGAGAGGUGUUAUCGAUGACUUGACCGUGGAGAACAAGAGACUGAAGUUGCUUCUCAAGAGUACCCGAUCACGUCCGAGCCCAUCUGCGUCGGAAGCCCCGGCUCAAGACCGACUUUUUGAUGUUCGAGUUCAUGGCCUAAGCACAGAUAAGAAAAGGGAGCUCGAGAACUUGUUGCGAAGCUUUGCAACCGGUGUUCGUACAAGCUCCAAUACCGCUUCAGCCUCGUCGGCCAAUCGUGGCUCAGCACAACCUCAAACGCUCAGCGAGGGCUCAUCAUCCAGUCUGCCGCACAGUUCCAAUGGCAAGGUCCGCCCCUCGGCUCCAGAUUCUGGCUAUGGAACAAAUUCGACAUCUGGUCACACAUCUGCCAAUGCAUCUCAUGGUGCGCUCAGUGUGCCGCAGUCUUCCCGGAACACUAAGGCCAGGAACAUUCACAAUUACCUGCAUGACAUCCCCGAUACCCUACUUCCACGACAUUCGCUUUACAUGAGUAAGCGGGCGAAGAUGGGGCUUGUUGUUCGUCGGCUUGAGAAUUUGUUUACCGGCAGACAAGCGGGCCCAGGAGAUCAUAGCCAACCUCAUCAGCAGCAAGAAGUUUCACAUUCGGCUGCUUUCGCAGAUGAUCCGAUGCACGGAGCGGGUCGCUCCGAAGGUACCCGCGAGGCACACAUGCUUCCUCUAGAUACGAAGGUGAAUCUUGAUGCCGAGGAUCGUCGCAAUGCAUCGCCUCCGUCCAAGAAACCCAAGCUUAACCCCGAGGCCAGCGAGCGCCUCACCGUUGAUGGAUCGGUCGCUCCGAGCACUAGUCAUGCGUCCUCACCAAGAGAGCAACAGCGACCCACACGCCCAUUAGACCUUGAUAUUCAUCGGGCUCAGGUGGCUGCCGAAAACAUACACUACUUGCACCAUCUAGGCAUGGCUUCGCCCCUCGUUCAGGGCACCAUGAAACCAUCCCCAUGGAUUUAUCUGAACCUGCUGAUUAGCAUGGCGCAACUGCACACGGUCAACGUCACUCCAGCUUUCAUUCGGCAGGCUAUUCGCAAAUUUAGUACCAAGCUCGAGAUUUCCGCAGAUGGGCACAAAGUGCGAUGGAAUGGUGGUAGUGAAGGCACCACUUUCAGCAAGGACGAUGAAAGAGCCAUGGAACUUGUCCAUCCUAGUCCUUCUGAGUCUCAAGAAGAAACUGGAGGCAACAGCAGCAAAAGAUCCAAAACCAACAGUUCCUCAAACGCCAUGAUCUCUGAAGAGCCAUCCUCGGAGAACAUAACGAGCGGGCAGCAAACUAGUGCUACAUCGAAACAGAUGGUUUCAACAGCUGCAACCUCUAAUAUGCUUGCCGGAUCAACGGGCAAGACUAAGACCUCUGGCACUCCGUUUGACUAUAAGCCACUGGUAUAUAAAGGCAAAAGAUACUCGCCAGCGGUAUCGUAUUUGGAUUCCUCGGGAUCGCCAUGCAGUCACUCAAACGACUCGAGUGGUCUUGUCUACGCUUUGAGCAAGUCCAACCUCAAUCAACGCCGUAAUUCCGAUGAUGGGAUGAUCACCUUCUACCAAAACCCAUACUUUUGUACCGAUCUCAGUGCUGACAACGCACCUGUCAAUUGGAUUCCACAACGAAAAGCUUUGCCAUGGGAUACACUUGGGCUACAACGUGACUACAUUGGGGAGUCGCCGUUACGGCAUCAUGAUUCGUGCUACUAUGCACCUCAAUUCGCGCCUGAGCCAUAUCCUGAUGAGGCGAGCGAACCACUUAUGUCCUUGGACCUGCAGAAGCUGCAAACAUCUGGCGAGGAUGAAACCGUGCCGAGAGAAUUACCCGUCUGUGGCAUUGGAGGCGUCAUACCAGACGACAAUUUUGCACUGGAUGUGAAGGUGAUACGCCACCGUGCUAAACAGACACAAGCCAAACGUCUCAGUCCCAUACCACUCACCCGCACGCGCAAGCGCAAGCAUUUCGAGUAUGAGGUUGAAGAGUGUGAUCAUUUGGAGUUGCAGCCAUCGCGGCUACCGCCCCCCAGCUAUGUAUUCUUCCCAUCGAGCAGUUCUUCGGCAGACCGGGAGGAUGGAGAUGGCUACGAUUCGGAUGAGUCGAGCUCCGAAGUCAUGGAGCUAAAUCCACCACCGCCUGCAUUCCUCCAUCAGUGGUCAACUGAGUCGGACGACGAGUUUGACGACGACGGCUCAUCCGUGGAUAUGCUGGAAAUGGCACGAGCUGCUGAUCCAGACAGACUUGCUGCACAGGAACGCGAAUACCUGAUCAACCAGAAUAUCGGGCGGCGGCUUGAAGGCAGUCUGGCCGCCACCGUCGGCGCCAGUCGUACGGGAUCAUCGCAGCCACAUAGCAGCGAGCUCUCCGAGGCAGUUGACCAAGCCAGCGUCGACAGUAUGGAUGUGGAUAGAGACAGUGAUGAUGAUGAUAAUAACGAUGAGUGA